AUGCCAGAACCCAGAGCUGGCAGCGAAGUGGAGAAGGAUCCCAGCGAGCUCCUGAAGGAGAUCGAAAUCAAUGACUUCGAAUUGUCAGGGGACGAAGAGGAACAAAAUGAGGCCGGGAAAUUCUCGUGGGACAGCAUCGACUGGGCAGAAAGACUAGAAAGAGACGAAAUAUUCAGCAAGCGCUACACGCCAUCUAGAUCGGAGGCUAAGGAGCUAGAACAGAUAGCUGCCGAUUUAUCAGUUUCAUCACGAGGCAGCAUCAUUGGGAUGAUUCAAGGAAUGGGUGGACAGAUGUCGCAAGGUCUCGAGUUCCUGCUGCAUGGUGGCCACUCGAUCAUUGUCAAACGAGGAAAUUUUCUUCGGGAAGACGAUGACUGCGACCUUGUCUUGUUUACAGAUGGGUUCCUUUUGUUGUACAGAAACGUCAGUGCUCUCAAUCCGCUAGCAAAACGAUACGAGUGUCGUAUGUGGAAAGGUGUUAGAGUGUGCUAUCUUGAGGGCAACUCGGUCAUUAUCGACACACAAGAUGGUGCCACUGUUAAACUUUCUCCUAAGCCCUCUAGUGAGGAUCCUGUUGACUGGAUUAGAGCACUGGAACGGAUCUUAAUCGAAUAUACGAUUCACAAUCCUAGUAGCGAGAAGUUGACCGAUGAAGUGGGGUGGCAGUACAAUCUAGUUCGCAAGCCAGCAUUCUCUGCCGCUGUGUCUGGCGAUGUUUCCAUCAUGGGAGAGGCCCAAGAUGUUAACGCUCUUGAUGAGUACAACUCUUAUGCACCAUUGCACUAUGCAUUACAGCAUGAGACUUGCAACUUGGAGAUAAUUGAAAAGUUGUUGAACGCAGGUGCAGACCCAAACUUAGAAGAUAACGAAGGAAGAACUCCAAUGUAUUUUGCCGAAAAAAAUGGCUUGGACGAUGUGAAGAGCUUACUUGAAAGCCGAGGGGGCAAAACUUCCAAGUUGACGAACAUUGAGGCUCGCGGGGAACUAUUUGGUCGGUUCGAGCAAUCACAAAUCAAUACCGCGAGGCGCCGAGAGAACGAGAGGGUAGCAGAGGAGCGAAAGGCUUCUGAAGCCGCAGCAAAGGCCAAAUCAGUGCAGGACCAGAUGAGCAAGAACAUGUCCGCUCUAGUAGAACGGGGCGAGAAAAUCGAAGAGCUUGACAGCAAGACAAAAGAUUUGGAAGCAGAGGCACAGAACUUUGGCGUUAUGGCAACUCAGCUCAAAGAAACUAUGAAAAAGAAAAAGUGGUAUCAGCUGUGA
Molecule: messenger RNA, 1260 nt
Organism: Cylindrotheca closterium
Lineage: Eukaryota; Bacillariophyta; Bacillariophyceae; Bacillariales; Bacillariaceae
Source: the annotation of a GenBank genome assembly